This is a messenger RNA of Aegilops tauschii subsp. strangulata, 1496 nucleotides long. RefSeq names its product probable aspartic proteinase GIP2. Lineage: Eukaryota; Viridiplantae; Streptophyta; Magnoliopsida; Poales; Poaceae. The record is from RefSeq and is a predicted model, not a curated record. Gene Ontology annotation, molecular function: aspartic-type endopeptidase activity. Gene Ontology annotation, biological process: proteolysis.
ACCCUUCCUCGCCGCUCCCGCCGUCUCACUCACGUCGCCGUCUCUGCCAGCCCUCAACAUGGCGCGUUCCUCUCGUCUCGUCGCCUCCACCGCCACGGCUCUCUUCUUCCUCUUCCUGUCGGCGGCGUGCUCGUGCCGCGCGGCCGGCGACAGCCCGAGCGCCGUGGUGCUGCCGGUGAGGAAGGACAGCGCGACAGGGCAAUACCUGACCGGCUUCCGGCAGCGCACGCCCCAGGUGCCGGUGACGGCCGUGCUCGACCUCGGUGGCGGCACGCUCUGGGUGGACUGCGACGCCGGGUACGUGUCCUCGUCCUACGCGCGCGUGCCGUGCGCGUCCAAGCUCUGCCGCCUCGCCAAGACGGGGGCCUGCGCCACCAGCUGCGUCGGCAAGCCGUCCCCGGGGUGCCUGAACGACACCUGCGGCGGGUUCCCGGAGAACACCGUCACGCGCGUCAGCACCGGCGGCAACCUCAUCACCGACGUGCUGUCGGUGCCCACCACCUUCCGCCCGGCGCCGGGGCCGUUCGCCACCGCGCCGGCGUUUCUGUUCACUUGCGGAGCCACGUUCCUGACCGAGGGCCUCGCCGCCGGCGCCACCGGCAUGGCGUCGCUCAGCCGCGCCCGCUUCGCGCUCCCUACGCAGCUCGCCGCCGCCUUCCGCUUCUCCCGCAAGUUCGCGCUCUGCCUCACGUCGACCUCGGCGGCCGGGGUCGUCGUCUUCGGCGACGCGCCCUACGCGUUCCAGCCCGGGGUGGACCUCUCGAAGUCGCUCCUGUACACCCCGCUGCUCGUCAACAACGUGAGUACCGCCGGCGUCUCCGGCGAGAAGGACAAGUCGAGCGAGUACUUCAUCGGCGUGACGGCCAUCAAGGUGAACGGGCGCGCCGUGCCGCUGAACGCCUCGCUGCUGACCAUCGACAGGCAGGGCGGCGGCGGCACCAAGCUCAGCACGGUGGCGCCCUACACCGUGCUGGAGACCUCCAUCCACAAGGCGGUCACGGACGCGUUCGCGGCGGAGACGGCCAUGAUCCCCCGCGUGCGGGCCGUGGCGCCGUUCAAGCUCUGCUACGACGGGAGCAAGGUGGGGAGCACGCGCGUGGGCCCGGCCGUGCCGACGGUGGAGCUGGUGCUGCAGAGCGAGGCCGCGUCGUGGGUGGUGUUCGGGGCCAACUCGAUGGUGGCCGCCAAGGGCGGCGCGCUCUGCCUCGGCGUGGUGGACGGCGGCGCGGCCCCGCGGACGUCGGUGGUGGUCGGGGGCCACAUGAUGGAGGACAACCUGCUGGAGUUCGAUCUGCAGCGGUCGCGGCUCGGGUUCAGCUCCUCCCUGCUCUUCCGGCAGACCACCUGCAACAACUUCCGCCUUGGGUAGAAACAAAUGGCAUCCGGAUGCGGUUGCAUCGAAAUUUGCCCUUGGGUUUUGUUUUGGCUGUUUGAAUAAUCAACAGGAGAUCCAACGAUUUUCCUUCCUAUCAGAGCAAGCGUUGUUUCUGCGUUUA